AUGACAGGUCGUGGCAAAGGAGGAAAAGGUCUUGGAAAGGGCGGAGCGAAACGGCAUCGUAAAGUACUCCGUGAUAACAUCCAGGGUAUCACAAAGCCCGCCAUUCGCCGUCUGGCUCGUCGCGGUGGUGUCAAACGUAUUUCCGGAUUAAUCUACGAAGAAACUCGUGGUGUAUUGAAAGUGUUUUUGGAAAACGUAAUACGUGAUGCCGUCACUUACACCGAACAUGCUAAAAGGAAGACGGUUACCGCCAUGGAUGUUGUUUAUGCUUUAAAACGUCAAGGUCGUACCCUUUACGGUUUCGGCGGUUAACAUACGUAUAUUAUUAAAAUGUAAAUCUAUUGAAAAAGGCCCUUUUCAGGGCCAUCAAAUCUAACUCGACCCAGUUGUAAAAUUUAUGGUUGAAUAUUUGCAAAUUAUAUAAUUAUGUUCCUUAACUUAAUUUAAGAUGUCAGAAUUGGUAAAAAGAUCCGAUUUAAUUGAUAUUACAACUUUUUUUAUGAUAAAGAUAAAUCAAAUUUAAUUAUAAAUAUAUAACCGAUAUAUACUAGAAAUAUUUUGCCUAUUUUAAUUUUAAAAUUCAAUAUUUUGCAAUUUUCCCACUUUUUUUUAAAUUCAUAGACGUUAAUCGCUUGUUUGAAAUUUUCUAGAAGCUUGGAAGCCCAUCGAAUGAUAAGCGUCUUUAUAUAUGGUAGUAAUUAAAUUCAACGUGGUAGUACAACAAUUCGCGUCCGUUACCUGAUGGUAUCUUAGUACCUAUUUCGUUAAUCAGUUUGACCGCACAGUGAACGUAUUCGACAUAAUGCCUAAAAUAAAAUCAACUUUAAAAAGUAAAAUUUCGAAUUGGAUUGCUCCUUACAAUGAAAAUAAAAAAGAUUUUCAUCAGAUGGAAAGCAUAUAUAUUGUUUCGUAUAUAAUGAAUCUGUGUCUACUGAAAAAAUUGUUGUAUAUUAUAAAUCUAUUAGAUCAUCAUUUCAAAACAAGUCAAUUUUGUAAUUUACGUUCAUACUACACGUAAUAUACUACAUAUUAUUUUUAAAAUACAUAUAUAUAUUUUGUUUAGUUUAUCACAUAAAUGCAUUACAAAAUAAUGAAGAAAAAAACAGCUUUUGAUUACUUCUCAAAAUUCGAAUGGUAAAAAUGUAUUUUUCGAAAAUCUAUAUAAUGCGUUUGUUGCUGCAAUUAUACCUUUGCAUAAGCAUCAUGUGUUAAAAUCAUUUUUGGAAAAAUACACUGGCAAAUUAAUUCCGGACGAAAGCACUUUAAGAACAAAUUACAUAACAAAUAUUUAUAAAAGCGUUAUGGACCAAAUAAUUAGUGAUUUUUGAAAUAAUUACGUUUACAUAAUUAUCGACGAAACAACCAAUCCAAGAGGUUUGUAUAAAUCAUUUUUUUUAUUUUCUCAUGUAAUAAAAUAUACUAUUUUCGUUUAGGUUUGGCUAGUGCAAAUUUAUUAAUUGGUAAAUAGACGGGACGCCUAGUAAAUCAUAUUUAGUUGCAUGUAAAGAACUAGAAUCCACCAAUUAUGAUAAAACUAUUUGUCUGUUUAUUGAUAACGCGUUAAAAAUAUUUCCUGGUAUUGAACAAAAAGUAUUACUUUUUAUUAGUGGUGCUGGUAAUUAUAUGACCAAAGCAGCAAAAACAAUUAAACAUAUUUUUCCCGAAAUCAAUUCAUAUUAUAUGUAUAGCGCACGCAGAUAAUAGAGUUUCAGAGAAAAUAAGAAAAUUGUAUUCCGACAAUAAUAAAUUGAUUAACAAUGGUAAUAUAUUAAGUAAUUAAGUACCUAUUUAAAAUUUAAAUACAUGUGUAACUUAUUUCGUUUAUUUCAGGAAAAAAAUCUUUCCUAAAAGCACCAUCGAGAAUAAAUAAAUACAGAAACGAAAUGCCGGCUAUACCUUUACCACCAUUAUUACAAGUUGGGGAACAUGGUUAA
This is a messenger RNA of Cinara cedri, 1934 nucleotides long. The record is from the annotation of a GenBank genome assembly. Lineage: Eukaryota; Metazoa; Arthropoda; Insecta; Hemiptera; Aphididae.